AUGAUUAUUAAUAAUUAUUUGCUUAUUAAUCAUGACUUAGAUGUAAUUACCUCUCAUCGUCCUCCAACAAAUGCUGUCGAAGAUUAAUUUAAACCUUUUAAUAAUACAAAUUUCUCAAGAACUUUUAGAAAUACUCAACUUCUUCGUAAAUUAGACACAAAAUAAAAUUAUAUGAACAUGAUGUCAUAGACAAAAUUAAAACCUCUAACAAAAUCUUAAAGCCUCAUUUGUUUAAGUCUAAAGACACCCAUUUAUGAGGCAAAAGAGAAAAAAAUGGAACUAGCUAAUUUGAGGUUGGGGAAGCGGAUGAAGCGGUAAGCUGCAUGUUAAACAGAUUGCUUUGAAAAUAAUAUAUUUCUCAGAAAAACACACUCAUAUAAUUGUAAAUAUCAAAUUACAAAUAUUAAUUAGUCUAAUAAUCGAGAAAAACUGUUUUCUCUGAGACACUCUAUAAAUCUAAAAUCGACUUUUACAAAGUAGAUGAAUAAACAAAAUAGAAAUGA
This is a messenger RNA of Paramecium primaurelia, 503 nucleotides long. Lineage: Eukaryota; Ciliophora; Oligohymenophorea; Peniculida; Parameciidae. The record is from the annotation of a GenBank genome assembly.